UGAAAUUGCUCGAUAAACAUACUAACCAUAUGUGAACGAUUAUUUUGUUUUUAUUCAAAUCGAGUUGACGUGGCGAGAAUGUUUUUUUUUUUUUUCAAAAAAAUAAUAAGUAACUUUAAAAAAUAAACAAUGUCGCGGGCAAACAACAUCUUUAUAAUGGUACAUAUUCGGACGAUUUUGACGUUAUACAUCGUGAUUUUGGCCGUCAACAAUGUGCUAGUAGAGGCUGGUCAAGGGACCAAUAACCGGAGAGACAAUUUAAAAGAACGUGCUUCAACACAUAAGAACGUAUUAAAAAAAUAUGAAGAUCGGUUCACAAACAAAUUUGGUUCUUCCAUUAACCAACACAUUGCAGCAAAAUUGACCGCUAUAUCUUACAUUAUAAUCGAUCAUAUUAUAGUCCACGAAUCAUUCUCACAGUAUUUGAAAAGUGUAUUUGAAGUAUUACGAAAAUAUGCAGUGAGACAAAUAGACUCAAGAUUUACAAAACUUAGAAAAAUUUAUAAAAAAUGGGAAAAAAAAAACUUUCCGGACAAGAAAAAGAAAGCUAAUGCUUUAAAAAUACUAAAAAAUCAAGAAAAGAGAAACAAAAAUAAUCAAGAUAAAGGAAACAAAGGUGUAGAAAAAAAGAAUUUAGGGAAUGAAAAGAAAUCUAAAAAAAAAGAUGAUAAAUAGAUAAAAACGGCGGUAAAAAUAAAAAUGGAAAAUAGGUACCUAUAACCAAUUAUUUAUAACUUAAAUAAUACAUUUAGAUUGCAGUUUUGUUUAUGGUUGUACCACAGAUUCUAAUAAAACAUAUAAAUAAUUAUAUAUCUAUAUUUAUUAUUAAUAAUAAGCAAAUUAAUAAUAUAAUAUUAUAAAAACUUUUCAA
Aphis gossypii (cotton aphid) is the source of this 871-nucleotide messenger RNA. RefSeq lists its product as uncharacterized. The transcript has 4 exons. The record is from RefSeq and is a predicted model, not a curated record. NCBI's taxonomy places the organism in Eukaryota, Metazoa, Arthropoda, Insecta, Hemiptera, Aphididae. The coding region runs from base 130 to 675 and encodes 181 amino acids.